Messenger RNA from Salvia hispanica, 1070 nucleotides. RefSeq names its product tubby-like F-box protein 6. The record is from RefSeq and is a predicted model, not a curated record. NCBI's taxonomy places the organism in Eukaryota, Viridiplantae, Streptophyta, Magnoliopsida, Lamiales, Lamiaceae.
CAUGAAGGAGGUCGUCAAGACUCCAGAAAUGAUCACGUUUCCUAUAUCUGAGAAGCAGCCUGGCCCACGAGAAUCUCUUAUGCAAUGCUUUAUAAGAAGGAAUCGAUCAAAUCAAACAUAUUAUCUUUUCAUGGGCUCAAGUCAAGCACUUGCUGAUGAUGGCAAGUUUCUUCUUUCUGCUCGUAAGUGUAGGCGGCCGACAUGUACAGAUUACAUGAUCUCUCUACAUGCAGAUGAUACUUCAAAGGGAAGUGAGACUUAUGUAGGAAAAUUAAGAUCCAAUUUUCUCGGAACAAAGUUUGUCAUCUUUGAUGCUCUUCCUCCCCAUUCUGGAGCCAAGAUGGCAAAAAGCUGGUCCACCCGCAUGGUCGGCUCAAAACAGAUUUUGCCUAAGCCUCCUGCCGGCAACUACACGGUAGCUCACAUCUCGUAUGAGUUGAAUGGGUUGGGAUCCAGAUGUCCAAGAAGAAUGCAUUGUGUCAUCGAUACAAUCCCAGUGUCGGCCAUUAAACCCGGAGGCGUUGCUCUAACGCAGACAUAUUUGCCUCUAACUAGCAUCGACUCGUCUCCUGCUCUGCCGUUCUUCCGCCUAAACUCAAACAGUAGCAACAAAUCCUUGUCUGGCUCGGUGAGCAAUCAUGCUGACGCCCCCCUCAUCUUAAGAAACAAGGCACCACGAUGGCACGAGCAGCUCCAGUGCUGGUGCUUGAACUUCCAUGGCCGAGCCAGUGUCGCAUCAGUGAAGAAUUUCCAGCUGGUUGCUUCCCCAGAGAAUGGCGUGGUUGGACCAGAACACGAGAAGGUCAUUCUUCAGUUCGGGAAGGUGGGGAAAGAUGUCUUUACGAUGGACUAUCGCUACCCGCUAUCGGCCUUCCAGGCGUUCGCCAUCUGCCUUAGCAGCUUCAAUACGAAAAUCGCAUGUGAGUAGUACUAGUUUGGAGUGGUUGAGAAUUAGAAUGAUGUUUAAAUAAAGUUAUAAAGGUAUAUGAUUCUUAACCACCUUUGUUGGAUCAAAUAGAAUGCAAUGUAAAUAUUAUUGUUUUUGUAUGUUAAAUCAAUCCUUUUCGGUA